This is a messenger RNA of Populus nigra (black poplar), 2093 nucleotides long. RefSeq names its product probable aquaporin NIP5-1. The coding region runs from base 788 to 1690 and encodes 300 amino acids. Gene Ontology annotation, molecular function: channel activity. The transcript has 4 exons. Gene Ontology annotation, cellular component: membrane. The record is from RefSeq and is a predicted model, not a curated record. Lineage: Eukaryota; Viridiplantae; Streptophyta; Magnoliopsida; Malpighiales; Salicaceae. Gene Ontology annotation, biological process: transmembrane transport.
UAGCAUUAGUUUUUGGCUCACACUUUCACCAACUCUCUCUUCUUCCUCCUUGACUUCCCUGCAGCCUGUCGAGUUCCAGUCUCUUUAAUUUCUUCUGUCACAAAUAUUAUUAGAACAAUAAUCCCUACUGCUCUCUAAUUGCCUCUGUCCAUUUCCUCCUCUUCUUGCUCAGCUUUCUAUGCUCUAUAGUACUGUGUUUGCUUUGUUUUAGUCUUGAAGCUGGAUCGGUCUGAUUUUCUCCUUCUUCCUUAGCCAAACCUUUAUAAAAACUUUCGAAGCAUGUAAGUCUUUGCUUUCUCGAAAAUCCCAGGAAACCCCCCCAGAAAAGAAAAAAAAAAUUUCUAGUUUUGUCCAUGCAUAGAUUGCUUCAUCUGAUCUAGCUGCCUUUAUUUUGUAGUUUAUAGCCUGGCUCGCUUCAUUUCCCCUAUUCCGUAGCAGAAAAUUUAUAAAAGCUUGUCAAGCAUGUAAUUGAAUUUGUUCUUCAUUCCCAUCAUUCCAAAAAAAAAAAAAAAAAAAAAUAGUUUUAGUAAUUUAUUAUAUAUGUUUUCAUAUCAGGAGUAACAAUUUUCCUCUAGUACUGUUUCUGAUCCUCCUGGCCAAGAUCAAAAUCACCCUGUAGCAAAAACAUUAUAAAAACCUUCAAAACAUGUAACUGUCUCUCUCUCCUAUCCACCCUUUAAUCAUCUCCAAAAAAAAAAUUAAAAAAAAAAACUUGUCUGUGUCUUUGUUAUAGUGUUACUUGUUAUCAUCAAAACCAAAAAAAAAGGAAAGAAGUUGGGAGAGAAGAAUGCCGGGACCAGAAGAAGCUGGGACACCGACGGUGACGGCACCGAAUACGCCGGGGACACCGGGAGGGCCACUUUUUACUGGGCUGAGGGUGGACUCACUGUCCUAUUCAGAUAGGAAAAUAAUGCCAAAAUGCAAGUGCUUGCCUGUCACUGCUCCAAAUUGGGGUCAACCCCACACGUGCUUCCUUGAUAUUCCUGCUCCUGAUGUUUCUCUAACUCGCAAGCUUGGAGCAGAAUUUGUGGGAACCUUCAUCCUGAUAUUUAUGGCGACAGCAGGACCAAUAGUGAACCAGAAGUAUGAUCACGCAGAAACACUGAUUGGAAAUGCAGCCUGUGCUGGGCUAGCAGUGAUGAUCAUAAUCCUGUCAACUGGACACAUUUCUGGAGCUCAUUUGAACCCAUCACUCACCAUUGCUUUUGCAGCUCUACGCCACUUCCCUUGGGUCCAAGUGCCUGCCUACAUUGCAGCACAAGUAUCGGCUUCCAUCUGUGCUUCUUUUGCUCUUAAAGGAGUCUUCCACCCCUUCAUGUCUGGUGGAGUUACCGUUCCAUCUGUGAGCACUGGCCAAGCUUUUGCGCUUGAGUUCUUCAUCACUUUCAAUCUCUUGUUUGUUGUCACUGCCGUUGCCACUGACACUCGUGCUGUGGGAGAGCUGGCAGGAAUAGCAGUCGGAGCUACGGUUCUGCUGAACAUUCUUGUUGCAGGGCCAUCAACUGGUGGUUCCAUGAAUCCAGUGAGGACUUUGGGGCCAGCAAUAGCUGCAGGAAAUUACAAAGAAAUUUGGAUUUAUCUGGUGGCACCGACACUUGGAGCCCUAGUCGGUGCUGGCACCUACACGCUUGUGAAGCUCCGGGACGACGAGACUGAUCCACCCCGUCCAGUCAGGAGCUUCCGUCGCUAGGAUAGAUCGAUCGAUCGAUCAUGCAAUGAAUGAUGGCGUGGAACAAGACGAUACACGAAUGAUUAAUAUCUUAGAAAGUUUGCGAAGAAUAAAAAGGUGAUGUGACGCUAAGUCCACGGCCUACAGUGUGGUUGAAUAAUGGGGUGCACUUGGAGUGGUGAUUGCCAUCUCUUCAGUCACCAUCUCUGGAUAUGUAAUUGAUAUAGAGCUUGACGAAGUGCUUAUUUUUGUGUGUUUUAUUUCCUAGCUACGUACGUGAGAAACAUGUCUCGUAAUAUUAUUGUCUUUGAGUUUUAAUAUUAUUGUCUUAAUUUGUAAUUUCCUGUGAAAAAUGUUAUGUGUGAUGCAGAAAAACAUAUAUGGGAUGAAAAUGCAAGGAUUAUGUACAUUUUUCGUCGUUGUA